CUCCAUCAUUUAUGAUCGCUCUUUCUCUCCGCUGCUCAUUUGCUCCGCGUCUUCAAUCACUCCUUCCGUUCUCAACCACAAAUCUGCGGCGUUCAGUCCAGUCAAGCAGCAUGAAUUGAACGCUUCUAAAUGACCAUCCGAGCGCGUAAAGCGUUUCCAUUCACCACAACUGUUCGGCAGUCAUCCAGCGCGCUCCGCUUGGGCUUCUUCCCGGAGAAGAAAGAGAGAGACUCUUGAUCCCCCCCCCCCUGCUUUGGGUGUAAAUGUUGAAGCUUGAAUGGCUGGAGCUCAACCUGGCGUUCAUGCGCUUCAACUCAAGCCGGUGUGCGUGUCCGACAGUCUGAAGCGAGGCAGUAGAUUUAUGAAAUGGGAUGAGGAUUCGUCUACGGUGACUCCAGUGACGCUGCGCGUCGAUCCGCAGGGAUACUUCCUGUACUGGACAGAUCAGAAUAAGGAAACGGAUCUAUUGGACAUCACCUACAUCAAAGAUGCAAGAACGGGGAAAUGCACCAAAACGCCAAAGGUAGGACUGCUGUAUUCAAUGCACCCAACCAGACGAAUGCAUCCAGGCCCAAACAAUAUGCCAACCAAUACUGGUUCCAACAUAUUUUAA
Messenger RNA from Sinocyclocheilus grahami, 613 nucleotides. RefSeq names its product 1-phosphatidylinositol 4,5-bisphosphate phosphodiesterase beta-1-like. The coding region runs from base 278 to 613 and encodes 111 amino acids. The record is from RefSeq and is a predicted model, not a curated record. The transcript has 3 exons. NCBI's taxonomy places the organism in Eukaryota, Metazoa, Chordata, Actinopteri, Cypriniformes, Cyprinidae.